AUGGCUAGUUCUUCAAAGACCAUUAAUGCAGAUAAGCAAAGAAAACGAAGAAAAAAUCUAUUACUUGAAGACAAAGUUGAUAUCAUUAGGAGAAAAGAUACUGAUGUAAAAUUGAGUGAUGAAAAACUGGCUGUAGAGUUUGAUGUAGAAUGUUCCAUUAUAAGUGGUAUUCUUCGGAAUAAAGAGAAAUUUCUACAGUUGCAUGCAGGUGCUAAGAGUUCAAAUCUGAAAAAAAUACAUAUCCAGAUGGCACGAUUUUAUUCAUUAAAAGAAACACUUUAUAAAUGGUUUAAAGAUUUACGCAGUCAAAAUAUUUCAGUUUCUCAAGAUUUGUUAAAAAUGAAGGCAGUUGAGCUUUAUAAUAAAAUAUAG
This is a messenger RNA of Acaulospora morrowiae, 372 nucleotides long. Lineage: Eukaryota; Fungi; Glomeromycota; Glomeromycetes; Diversisporales; Acaulosporaceae. The record is from the annotation of a GenBank genome assembly.